AUGGCUGCCCCUAACGACCACAUCUUUGAAAAGCCUCCCUUCAACGCUGUUGACAGUAGUGAUAGCUCGCCAGCUCCAGAUUUCAAAGUGUCUGAAAGUCCAGUGGACGCAAGCAAUGAAGCUGAGGCUGCACCGGAGCCGCAACUCCCAGGCCCUUUCCAGUUCGCUUUGGUGACUUUUUCGUUGUGCCUAAUCAUUUUUGUCAUCACUUUGGACAGUACCGUCCUGGCCACAGCAGUCCCCGUGAUUUCGGACCAGUUCAAUUCCAUCAAAGAUAUUGGCUGGUACAGUAGUGUCUAUUUCAUGACCACAUCCAUCACGCAGUUGCUGUAUGGAAAGCUCUACACUUGGUAUCACAUUCAAUAUGUCUACACAGUGGCCAUGCUAUUUUUCUUGGCUGGCUCGGCCAUUUGCGGCGCAGCUCCAAACUCCCCAGCCCUGAUUGUCGGCCGUGCUGUGGCAGGAAUUGGAUGUUCGGGUUUACUGGUUGGCACCUUUUCUCUCGUGCCAUUCAUUGCCCAUCCGACAAAGGCACCUUUGUUUAUGGGAUUGAUCGGUGGUACAAUGGGCAUUGGAUAUGCCACUGGGCCGCUGAUUGGUGGCGCAUUCACCGAGCAUGUCACCUGGCGAUGGAAUUUUUACAUCAAUCUUCCGAUUGGUGCGUUCAGCUAUGUCAUUUUCCUGCUAUUUGUGCACCCACCCAAGCCUCAAGCGCAGCCUCAUUCUCUAGUUGAAUUCCUCAAGGGAUUCGACUUUAUCGGUCUCAUUACCCUGAUUGGAAGCGUCGUCUGUCUCCUUCUCGCGCUGCAAUGGGGUGGGGCCACAUAUGCCUGGGACAGUGGCAGAAUCAUCGCUCUACUCGUUCUUUUUAUUCUGUUGGGAAUUAUAUUCGUCGGUCUGGAGCUCUGGCAGGGAGACAAGAGUAUGCUGCCUGGACGUGUGCUAAAACAACGUAGUGUCGCCGCCGUUUGCCUCUUCUGCUUUUGCUCUAGUGGUGCCUCGUUCUUGCUGCUCUAUUACAUUCCAAUUUGGUUCCAAGGAGCUCUAGGGACGAGUCCAUUCGGCGCUGGUGUGGACACCCUUCCUCUUGUCAUUGCUAAUGCCCUAUCCUCGCUGUUUGGCGGUAUUCUAAUCGGAGUGGUCGGACGCAUUUGGCCAUUCCUCAUUUUUGGUUCGACAUUUAUCUCCCUCGGGGCAGGUCUGUUCACCACAUUUACGAUCGACAUCGGCACGGGAAAAUGGAUUGGGUACCAAAUCCUCUUCGGCCUUGGCAUGGGUGUAUGUGCUCAAACGCCGGUUAUGGUCGCCCAGAAUGUGCUUGAUUUGGUGGAUAUUCCUAUUGGAUCGGGUAUUGUGAUGUUUACUCAGACCAUGGCAGGUGCAAUCUUUACUGGUGUUGCUCAAUCCCUCUUCAUCAAUCGCCUAGACCAAAACAUUGCCAAAACAGAUAUCCCCAGUAUCGACACUAGUCAAAUCAUGACCGGAGGUGUCACGACUCUGACCAACGGGUUACACGGGGCAGACAAGAUCGCCGUCCUCGACGCUUUCAAUAAGGCAAUGGUAGAUAUGUGGUUGUUGCCAUUGGCUUUGUGUUGCAUUAGUAUUAUUGGUGCCCUGAUCGUCGAGCGACGCAAAAUUCGGGGACGGGAGAAGGAGACUAAGGAGUCAGCGUCCGCCCCGGUAUAG
This is a messenger RNA of Penicillium psychrosexuale, 1686 nucleotides long. Its product is annotated as MDR family MFS transporter. Gene Ontology annotation, biological process: transmembrane transport. The coding region runs from base 1 to 1686 and encodes 561 amino acids. The transcript is spliced from 5 exons. Gene Ontology annotation, molecular function: transmembrane transporter activity. NCBI's taxonomy places the organism in Eukaryota, Fungi, Ascomycota, Eurotiomycetes, Eurotiales, Aspergillaceae. The record is from RefSeq and is a predicted model, not a curated record.